GACGUUUGAAGCACACACCCACAGCUGCCAUAGGUUCAGAAUCUGUUUGUGCAGCUUUGCAUCUCGGCCCGCUAGAGCUCCGUGUCUUUCAUGUCCACCACCCCGAUGUCAAAAGAUCGACGGGUCACGUAUAAGCUGCCACCGACCGCCGAGUCUCAAGACUUCCGGAGGAGAAAGGCGCUUGAGGAACAGAAACGUAAACGGGCUGAACGCGUCGACGCGUCCCGGCAGCUUGACGGCUUUGCCGGGCUCAGCCUUGGACACUCCGAGGACGAGGAGGAGCACGACGGGGGCGGGGACGGCAUCGUGCGAACCGGGGUCGCUGCCUAUGCAGCGCUUCUGCCAUCCCAAACUGCGCCUGGUGAGAUCGUGGAUGUUCCGAUGUCGGGCACGACGAAGCCCAGAAAGAAGCGUGGCAAGGGCAAGGGCAAGAACAGGGCCGGCACGGGCUCUGCGCAUCCGUCCGCGCGAGCAGCGAGUCACCAGAAUCAGUGGGCGGAUCAGUGCAUGUACGCCGAGCUGCUCGAGAUGAGCGAAGAUGGGACGCGUUCUGUGUGGAGCACUGCCACGGGGGACGGUCUUCCGGACGAUCUGGAAACGGCUUGGAUUGCAGUGGCUCCUGUUCCGGUGGGAAAACGAUGCCUCGCAGUGACCGAUCAGUCUCUGGGUGUUCCCGGCACAGUCUCCAACACGGCUCUUCGAAGCAGGAAGUUGGGCAAGCUACUCAUGCCAAGAUUUCCGUCUACGCUCCCUCCAAUGACGGUCCUAGAUUGCAUCCUUGAUGAGAACUGGCGAGAAAACGGGAUCUUGCACAUUCUGGAUGUGAUCAAGUGGAAAGGGCAAGACAUCGGCGAUUGCGAGACGCCUUUCAGAUUCUGGUGGAGGGAUACUCGAUUACAAGAGUUGCCUUCCUCAUCCCCGCCCUCUAUCCGACAUAACGCAGAAGCAAGUGGAGGGCUGGAGCAAUCGCCGUCCACUGCCUAUCGUUUCCCAUAUCCGACAACGUUCGCUGGGAUCCCGUACCACGCAGACACAAGCAUGUCCUCGUUAGCUACGGCUAUUGUUCCACUGGCACGGUGCAAUCGUGCCAUAUCUGUCCAGAUUCCGGUCCUCGAAUCUGAGGAGGAAGGGAUGUCGGUGGACGUGCCCAAAAGCUUGCAGCUGACUGCCACGCAAAGCGCGCAGGUGGCUUCAGAUGGCUUGCUGUUGUAUAUCUCCGAGGCAAGCUAUGAGCCGGGCACGAAUCCGUUGAGCAGCUGGGUUCCGCUACGCAAUUACGACGCCGAUCAGCAUGGACAGGACGCAGGGACGCAGCCUGAGGUCUCCACCGCACCAGUGGAUGGACCGUUGGAUGUGUUUGCUCGGUUGAUUCAACGACGAAUUGCGGAAAAUGCUUCAUUCUCUACUCUAGGAGACGGGGGCCAAGGAAAAUAACAUCAAUGCUUUGCAGGCUUUCCAGGAAUGACUAUCCAAGCCAGCAUGAUGAGGACGCGAACACCAGCGCCGAUACCAAGUGCGGCAGCAGCGCCGAUGGCGGCAAGGAUCGCGCGCGCAACGAAUGCGCCAAGAAAGAGCCCUGCGGCUGCAAUCAGCUUGUGGUCGCGUGUGAUGACCUUUUUGCGAAGGUUGAAGAGGCUGGGGUCCGUGACGAGUUCGACCCAGACAGUGGUCAGAACAACUGCACCAAAGCUGAGCAUGACACGAGAAGAAUCCCAUCAUCGCACAUACUUGUCGUGGUGAAUUGCGUGUUCAGGCGCUUCCCGACGAUCCCCUGGACCCCCAAACUCGCGCUCAUGAACGCGAGGCCGACGAACGUGAGGGUG
This is a messenger RNA of Mycena citricolor, 1823 nucleotides long. Lineage: Eukaryota; Fungi; Basidiomycota; Agaricomycetes; Agaricales; Mycenaceae. The record is from the annotation of a GenBank genome assembly.